This is a messenger RNA of Eimeria acervulina, 15978 nucleotides long. Its product is annotated as SET domain-containing protein / Bromodomain-containing protein, putative. NCBI's taxonomy places the organism in Eukaryota, Apicomplexa, Conoidasida, Eucoccidiorida, Eimeriidae. Gene Ontology annotation, biological process: positive regulation of apoptotic process; intracellular signal transduction. Gene Ontology annotation, cellular component: nucleus. Bases 1 to 15978 code for a protein of 5325 amino acids. The transcript has 15 exons. Gene Ontology annotation, molecular function: protein binding; protein serine/threonine kinase activity. The record is from RefSeq and is a predicted model, not a curated record.
AUGAGGGCCGAAGACAGCGCAGGGGCCCCUGGGGCCCCGCAGCGGAAAGAUUCGGGUGCAGCAGCAGCAGCAGCAGCGCCAUCUGCUGUUGCUGGGGCUGCUGCAGCCACAGCCGCAGCAACAGACGGAACAGCGACGCUUAAAAAACGCAGCAGAUGGGAUCAGCGCCCAGCUCACCUUCAGCAGCAAACCCCGCAGCAGGAGCAAACACUGCAGCAGCAGCAGACACCGCAACAACAGCAGCAGCUGCUGCAGCAACACCAGCAGCAUCCCCCCAGUGCAGCUCGGGGGUCGACAGGAGAAGGAGCUGCUGCAGGUGCCAGUAGCAGCAGCAACAGAUACAACACCAGCAGCAACUACAGCAGCAGCAGAAACUACAGCAGCAGCAGCAGCUACGGCCACAGCAGCAGCAGCAGCAGCAGCAGCAGCAGCAGCAGCAGCUUUGGGGAGUACCGACAGGAGAGUGGAAGCAGAAGCUCUGCCCCUUUUCACGGCACAAGCCCUAAUACCCCCAGCCAUUGCAGCAGCAGCAGCAGAAGAAGAAGCAGCAGCAGGAGAAGAAGCAGCAGCAGGGACCGCCGCAGCAGCAGCACCAGGCACCAGAGCGGCAGGAGCAGCGGAUGGGAUUGUGUUACUCCAAGUGCAAGCGACAGCAGCAGCAGCAGCAGCAGCAGUAGCAGCAGCAGCAGUGCCCCCUUCAGAAGGGGCUUUGAUGUGGGGCCAGAGGCCGCAGCAGCAAUUCAGGCGUCUCCCUAUCAUCCCCUGUACAAUCAGCAGCAGCAGCAGCAGCAUCAGCGAGGAAGCAGCUACAGCAGAUCGGCGCACUAUUACAGUGAAAGCAAAUUGCGAGAGAGAGCUGGCUGCAGCAGCAACAGGAGAAGCCGCAGCAGCAGCAGGGGUCGCCGCAGCCGCAGCAGGGGUCGCCGCAGCAGCAGCAGGGGUCGCCGCAGCAGCAGCAGGGGCCGCCGCAGCCGGAGCAGGGGUCGCCGCAGCCGCAGCAUAAGCCGCCGCAGCAGCAGCAGGGGCCGGCGCAGCAGCAGCAGGGGUCGACGCAGCAGCAGCAGGGGUCGACGCAGCAGCAGCAGGGACCGCCGCAGCAGCAGCAGAAGCCGCUUGCCCCGGGGAAGAAGGCGGUGGGAUGUUGUAGGUGACCUUCCUGCUGCUGCUGCUGCAGCUGCAGUGCAGCGGGGGGCCCCCACGCCCCCUCCUGCAGCAGCUGCGGUGCAGCGGGGGGCCCCCAAGCCCCCUUCAGCAGCAGCAGCAACAGCAGCAGACUGCAGCACGAAGGCAGCAGCAGCAGUCCCAACAGCAGCAGCAACUCCUGCUGCUGCAGAAGCAACUCCGCAAUGGCAGAGCCCUUCCUGGAGGCCCGCUCCACCUUUGCUGCAGCAGCAACCGCAGCAGCACAGACCGCAACUGCUGCAGCAGGUGCAGCCGCAGCAAGGCAUGCUGCACCAUCAGCAGAUGCAGCUGCAGCAGCUGCAGAAGCAGCAGAUGCAGCAGGUGCAGCAGCAGCAGCUGCUGCUGCAGCGGCAACAACAUAUCAUACAGUCGCCGGUACCAGCGCAACCAUCUGGUUGGGCUUGCAGCGGCCCCGCUGCAGCUGCUGCUACUUCUGCUGCUGCUGCUCCUGCUACUUCUGCUGCUACUUCGGCUGCUGCUGCUGCUCCGGCGAGCCAUUUGACUGUGGGUGGCGCAGCAUCAACUGGCGUCGCUGCAGCAACUGCAGCAGAAGAUCCGGAGGAGACAGCGCGGGUGUGGGGUGCAGCAGCAGCAGCAGAGAUUCGCUCGCUUGCUGAGAGGGCAGACUUGUCUCUGCCUGCUGCUGAUCCUGAAGACCCUUGGGGAGACAGCAGAGAGGUAGAGUUGCAGAAGCUUGAGGCGUGGGGCCGUGCUGCUGUUGCUGCUGCAGUGCAGCGCGGCCUUGGAGGCGCUGCUGCAGCAGACGCAGCACUCGCGGAGUAUAAGAAAGUCCUGCUGCAGCAGCGCCAGGCCCUCGCUGCAGCAGGAACGCCAGUCAAAGAUAUGCACCUCUUCACCGACUCUCCCAGCAGCAAAUCCCCGCAGCAGCAGCAGCAGCAGCAGCAGCAGCAGCGAGGCAAUCGUUCACAGAGCCGUGGAAGAGACAGCGGGAUAAGAUCUAAGAGACGCUCAUUGAGUCCCCAUGAAGCAGCUAAACCAGCAGCAGCUGCAGCAACUGCAGCAACAAGGACCAAAGGAAAAGCACCAACAACAGCAGCAAGGAAGCUACCGUUUGCUGAGCGGCAGCGAGACAAAGAGUCUGCUGCUGCUGCUGCUGCUGCUGCUACAAGAAGUGCAGCAGCAGCGGCAGAUGGCGGUGGAAGCAGUCCCACCGAAGCAGUUGAUUCUACUCAGCAGCAGGAGGAAGCUGCUGCUGCUGCUGCUGCUGCUGAGGAGCUGGAACCGAAGGGAGCCGCUGCUGAGCAGCAGCCGCGCAGCAGUUUAGUCAAAAAGGGGAAGCCAAGCGGUGCCGCUGCAGCAGCAGCAGCAGCAGCAACAGCAGCGGCAGCAACUGUAGCACCUACAGCAGCUGAAGAAGAAGGAUCACUAAAGAGGGACCCUGCAAACGCGGCAGCAGAUGCAGGAGCAGCAGCAGCUGCUGCUGCAAAAGCAGCAGAAACAGCUGCAACAGCAGCAGAAACAGCUGCAACAGCAGCAGAAACAGCUGCAACAGCAGCAGCAGCAACGGAAAUGGAUGUCGUAGAAGACAGGGACUAUAAACGUAGCGAAGACAUCGACAAUUCUGAAGCUUCUGCUGUAGUUGCUGCUGCUGCUGUUGCUGCUACUGCAGCUGAGGCUGAGGCAGCGGUGGGCCCCACACCAGGUGCUAGUUCUUCACAGGAUACAAACAAACAGCAGCAGCAGCAGCUAGAAGGAGCGGAAGAGGCAUCGAAGCAGCAAAGUCUUGAAGACGCCGACGGAGCAGAGGCAGCAGAUGCACCAACGGCACAGCAGCAGGAGGAGCAGCAGGUGCAGCAGGAAACGCAGCAGGAGGAGGAGCAGCAGCAGCAGCAGGACCAUCAGGAACGCCCGCCUGCUCAACAGGAAGCUGAGAAGAAGAGGGAGGAGAUCGAAGAGCAGCAGCAGCAGCAGCAACAACAACAGCAGCCGCAGCAACCGGAGCAACAGCAGGAGCAGCAGGGAGAGGAGUCGCUGCCUGCAAAGAAGGGGAAGACUCAGAAGGCAGCGGCAGCAGCCAAAUCCAACAGCAGCAGCAGCAGCGCUAGCAGCAAGAAGAGAAGCAGCAAGUCAGGUGAAAUUCGGGUGUCUCGGGAGCUGUGGGGUUUGCUGCAGGAGAACUACCAGCCUAUAGAGCCGCGUAGGAGUGCAGCACGGAGCAGCAGCAGCAGCAGCAGCAGUAGCAGCAGCAGCAGCAGCGCGAGUACAUCAGCAGGUCGCAGCAGCCAGACGAAGAGCGCUGAAGCUCCCUUGAAAAAGGAGCCGAAGCAGCAACAGCAGCAGCAGCAGCAGCAGCAGCCCAAGUCUCACGAAAAGCAGCAGCAACAAAAGCAGCAAGUGAAACAGCAGCAGCAGAAAGAGCAGCAACAGAAGCAGCAGCAGCCAUUAGCAGCCGAGGGAGAGACAGCAGCGAGCGGCCGAGCCGCUUCUUCGAGAGCAGCAGCAGCAGCAGCAACAACAACAGCAGCAGGUGAGGCAGCAGCAGCGGAGGCCCAGCUGGAGAAGCAGCAGGGGAGUAGACCGGCGGCACCAGCGCGGGGCAAGGCAGCAGCAGCAGCAGCAACAACAACAACAACAGAAGCAGCAGCAUCACCUGUAGUAAAGGCGGAACUGCGCCCAGCAUCCCCUCUAACAGCAGCAGCAGCAGCAGCAGCAGAUGCACCGGAGUCUGCUGCAGCGGAGGCAGCGGAGCCUGCGCCGCCUUUGAAGGGCCCUCAAGACACAACAGCUGCUACUGCUGCAGCAGAAGGUGAAGGCUUGGAGUCGCUGCUGGCUGCUGCUGGCAUUCGCCUAACACGGACGAUGCUGAAGCAGCUGCAAGAACCAGCGGACCCUCAACAACAACAGCAGCAGCAACAGCAGCAGCAGCAGCGACAGCAACCUGCACAGCGGCCAGCCAAGCCUGCAGCACCGAAGCCAGCAGCAGCAGCAGCAACAGCAAAAGAGAAGGAGGCCCCAGAGGAUCCCUUCGCUGCCUACGGGCAGAAGCUGGAGUUUCGUGAAGAUAGACAAGGGUGCCGCGUACGAGUGGUGCGGGCGUGGAGAGAGCGACAGAGCACAGACUCAUACGAUUGGGCCGAAGGCAUUUUGAAGUUUUAUUUGCCCAAGUAUAGAGCUGUCUUUAUUCAUUUUCUGCUCUGCAGCAGCAAGCAAGACAUCUGCACUCCAGCAGAUGCACCGUCGCUGCUGCUGCAAGGAGACAGUCUCCCUCUCUCCCCCGAAGAGACACAUAGAGGGUGGUUCUCUAUUACCACAGAUAUUAUUCGGCUUGUAAGCAGCACUCCUGUAUGGAGACGCCCUGAUUUGUUUCUCCCGCUGCAGCAGCAAAAAGAUAAAACACUCCCGCUCAAACACAUCCAGCAGCAGCAGCAGCAGCAGCAGCAGCAGCAGCUAACCGAUGCCGCUCCAGCAGCAACAGAAGCACCAGCAGAAAUGCUACAGGAUGCACAAGACCCCCAAAAAAGCAGUCCUACUGACAGCAGCUGUGACAGCGCCUGCACCAGCAGCACCAGCAGCAGCAGGAGCAGCAGCAGCAGCAGCACCCAUCGAUGCCGCAGCUGCAGCAGGCCUGUUUACUACAUCAUGACCCCUGGGCAGCUUGUGGAGGCGCCUCCCGAUGUCGAUCCCGCGGAGCUGCUAGCAAGUUAUCCUUCUUGGGUGCAGCCCACAGACGCUGCCCGUGCUGCAGCAGCAGCAGCAGCAGCAGCAGCAGAAGCAGCAGCAACAGCAGCAGCAGAUGCAAGCGUAGGAUCAGGUGCAGCAACAGGAGCACUGGCUACAGCGCCAACCACAACUGCAACCAGCACUGCUACCAGCAGCAGUACCAGCAGCAGCAGCAGCAGCAGCAGCAGCAUGUCGGUAUCUGGUUGCUCUGAAGGCACUGCGGAGUCGGGGGAGGCUGCAUUGAAUCUCUUCUGGGGUUUGCAGUGCAGCUGCUGCCAGCGCGUCUUUCAUGCUGCUUGCAUCCGACCGGCACACAGACGAAUCGCCACUGGGGGGAUGUCUCCUCACGCGCUGUGUAUGGAGGCAGCGCGGCACCGGAAGCUCGUAGCAGAGCGGGAGGCGGCGAUAGAGCGGCAUAAGAAGGAGAGAGAAGCAGCAGCAGAAGGCAGCAGCAGAAGGAGCAGCAGCAGCAGCAGCAGCAGCAACAGAGAAAGCAAGUACUACCGCUACGAGGCUGUCCCUUCACAGGCUGCUGAACAGCAGCACCAGCAACACCAGCAGCAGCAAGAUUCGCUUGAGGAUGGCGGAGCUCUGGGGUCGCUGCUGCUGCAGCAGCAAUCGGAAGAAGGCGCCGAUGACGCAGUGCAGGGGUUCUGCUGCCGUAGAGUUGUGUGCCCGUGUGGGUGUAUUGCGGCGCUGUUGCCUCCUCUUCCCAAGAGCAGCAGCACCAGCAGCAACACCAGCAGCAGCAGCAGCAGCAACACCAGCAGCAGCAGCAGCAGCAACACCAGCAGCAGCAAGAGCAACAUUAGCAGCAGUAGCAGCAGGAUCCUUAGCUACAGCAGGGCAUCUGAAUUCUCCUCACUAUCACAGCAGCAGCAGCAGCAGCAGCAGCAGCAGCAGCAAGGUGGUGUGCUAUUGCGUUUGCUGCAGGGCUUCCGGCGGCAGCAAGAGGCGCGGCUGCUGCGGCGCUCCUUCUCUCUUAGUCGCUUCUGUACACUCCCGCUUGCAUUUUCAAGAGCUCAAUCUGCUCUCCUCUCUAGACAAGGUUCCCUUCAUUGGAGGCUGUCUAGACACCCGGGAGAAGAAGUAGGUCUUAAAGACGAACCAGCAAACCACGUCUUAGUCCCUGUCAAGCUUAAGCACCAACACCAACAGCACCAGCAGCACCACCAGCAGCAGCAGCAGCAAGAGCAGCAGCAGCAGCACCAGCUGCAGCAGCAAGAACAGCAGCAGCAGGAGCAUCAGCUGCAGCAACAAGAGCAGCAACUGCAGCAAGGGGACUGCAUGCAGGAGGACACAGAAAAACAAGUUCAACAGCAUAGCGAAAAAGAGGAAUCUAUGCAAGUCGAUAGCCAGCAGCAGCAGCAGCAACAGCAGCAGCAGCAACAGCAGCAAGAUAUGCAGCCGGAGGGACGACAGGAGCAGCAGCCAGACCAGCAGCUGGAAGGGCAACAGGAACAGCAGCAAGACCAGCAGCAGCAACAAGGCCAACAGCAGCAGCAAGGCGAACAGCAGCAGCAGCAAGGCCAACAGCAGCAGCAAGGCGAACAGCAGGAGCCGCAAGAACCGGAGCAGCAGCAGCUGGACCACCAAGACGACCAGCAGCAGCAGCAACAGCAGCAGCAGCAGCAGCAGCCGGAGGCAGGCGUGAAGGCUGCAGAGGGAGUGAAGCUGAAGGUGCAGCUAUUUCCAAACCCCCGUACAAUACUGGGGCUUGAAGAGGGGGGAAGAAAUGAUCGGGGUGUACGCACACCGUGGGCUCCAGUGCUGCACGGGUCGUCAUACCGCUGCGACUCCUGCCGUCGGUGCACGAGCUGCGGCUACGUGGAUUUGUAUUGGCCAGAGUAUGCGAAUUGGGACCCGGCUUCCUUUCUUCUCUGCGCCCAGUGCCGGCGCAGCGUCGAUGAGGGUCAAUUUUGUUUUAUGUGUUCGAAGACGUGGGCUGCGGACGGGUCGGGAGGAGACGAUCCCACGGGCAGCAGCAGCAGCAGCAGCAGCUGUGGGGCCGGAGCAGCAGUUGAGACGUGGGUUCAGUGUGGGGGCUGCAAGGCCUGGAUCCAUACACGAUGCGAUCCCAGGUUGGCGAAGGGGCUGCAAGACCCGCAGCAACUUAAAACCAUCAAAUACAGGUGCCCUUCUUGCCGUUCUCCUUCUCGACGUCUUCGUUAUGAACGCAUUGUUGCAGAGCUGAUGUCUCAAGACCGCACCGGUGAUUUUUCUUUCUUACCUGCUGCUUCUUUUUCGCUGUACUGGCGCGUGGUGCAGCGGCCGAUGUGUUUAUCGAUGGUAGCUCAGAAGCUCCGCAGCAGCAGCAGCAGCAGCGGGAGCAGCAGCAGCAGCAGCAGCAGCGGGUACAGCUCUUUAGGGGCUUUCUUGGGGGAUAUUGCCCUUAUUAUUCAAAACAUCAAAACCCUCUAUAUGCCAAACACACGACAUUAUAAAGCUGCAGCAGCAAUGCAGCGAAAGGCUAAUGAACUUCUUGCAGGUGUAUUGGAGCUGCCGCAUAAGGAGCCCCUCGCUCUCCUUGAUGCUCACCCAGAACAUCCCCCCUGCAGCAGCAGCAGCAGCAGCAGCAGUGGCAGUGGCAAGGCUGCAGCAGAAGGCAGCAGGGUUACCGCUGCGGAGGAGCGCAGCCUGGAGAAGCAAGAAAUGCAAAAAGCAGGAACAGAGGCCCCAGGUGCAACAGCAGCAGCGCCUGCAGCAGCAGCAGCAGCAGCAGGAGAUGGAAUAGAUUCUGCUGCACCGCAAGCUAAGCCGUCAUCAGGGCUUCGGCGAGGCAGCGCAAAGGGAUUUACGAGGAGCAGAAAUGCGCCUGCUGCAGGAGCAGCAGCAACUGCUGCUGCUGACGCUCCAGGUGACGCGGCAGCAGCAGCACUGACAACGCAGCAGCUGCUGCAGCUCAACUCCCCCGCUGCUGUCAAAGCUCUGCGGCAGCUGCUGCGCAACCAGAAGCCCCACUUCCCUUGUGGCUUUCCUCUCGCUCCUCUUGCAGCUCUGCCCUGUCGCCUGCCUCCUCCUGCUUUGCCCUGGUGCUUCAGCAGCAGCAGCAGCACCAGCGAAGACGACGGUAUUCACGAUUUCGUGCUGCCGCGAACGUUUCUGUCGCUCCCGCAGCCGCCCCCACCUCCGAAGGGACAGCCAAUGUAUUUGCUGCAUCUGCCUGUACACCUGAGCAGAGAAGCAGCAGCUGCAGUCUCCGACGCACGGCAGCACCAGCCCGAGCAGCUGCAGCAGCAGCAGCAGCAGCAACAGCCCCAUGCAACCAGCCUGGAAGCAAGACGCAGUGCAGCAGCACAGAGAAAGAAGCGAAAGAAAGAUGCCGAUGCGCAGCAGCAGCAGCAGAUGCAGCCGCUGCCGAAGCGUCCAUUUGCCCCAGGCUUGCUUGCGGGUGGAGCAGCAGCAGCAGCAGCAGGCGUGGGUGCUUGUGCACCUGGAGGGGGAGCAGCAGCAGCAGCAGGUGCUGCUGCUGCUGCUUCGACGCUUCAGGUGUAUACUGGAAGAAUGCCUUCGUGUGUUGCUGUCUUUGCUGCAGCAGCAGACGCAGUGUCGUACUUAAGGGCCUUCCACUGUUUGUAUGGUGUACCAGCUCGUGAGCCGCUGUCUGCUGCUGCUGCUGCCCUGGCAGCAGCAGCAGCUGCUGCUGCAGAUGCAGCAGCAGUGCCCGAGCUGUGGCAAGACUGCUGCAGCAUAUGCGGCUCCUUUGCUUACUCGCAGUUGCUGCUCCACUGCAGCAGCUGCGGCGAAUCUUUUCAUUCCUUCUGUACAGGCGUGCCUCCGCCUGGGGCCCUCAUGAAGAAGCAGCAAGUGCUGCUGUCCCUCUGCAGCAGCAGCAGCAGCAGCAGGUGCGAUGAGGCUGAGUUUCCGCUGACAACAGCAAAAUGCCCCGCUUGUCUUUCUUGUGUUGCUUGUGGAGAAGCAGCUCCUUGUCUCUCUACUUGGGACCCGCGCAACAUCAGAGACAGAGCAGCAGCAGCUGCAGCAGGGAUGCUAGCUGAAGAGCAGCAGCAGCAGCUGCGCAGACGCAGACAGCGAGGCAACCCCGAGUCCGAUGCAGUGAAUGUUGCUGCUGCUUCUGCUGCUGCUGAUCGCAUGCUUGACGUUUGCAUCUGCAGCGACUGCGGGGCUGCUGCACACAGCCGGUGUCUAUACAGGGUUGAGGAGGUCCUGGCGAAGCAGGACCUGCUGCAGCAGCAGCCGCAACAGCAGGGAUUACUGCAACAGGCACUGCUGCAGCAGCAACCGCAGCACCGGGAAAGGCUGCAGCAGGAGCAGCAGGGAUCGUGGCUGCCGCUACCGUCGAUGGCUGAGCAGCGGCAUGCUGAAUCAGGGGGUGCUUCUCUUUUGGAGAGCAGCAAAGACUUCAGAGGGACUAGGAGCCAGCUGCAGCAGCAGCAGCAGCAGCAGCAGAGGACACCACGCGGUUUUGCAGUAGCUGCUGCUGGCGUCCCUGCUGCACGGACGACGCCUACUGCUGUUUCAGACGUCUUGCAGGAGAAGUUGGGCACCGAGGCUGCUGCCGCACAGCCGCAGCAGCAGCGGUUAGAUCAGCAGCUACAGCGGCUGCUGCAGCACCAGCCGCAGCAGCAGGCGCUGCAGCAGCAACCUCACAGCUUGCUGAUGCAGACGCAGCAGCAGUCGCUGGCAACUCAACAGAAAGUCUCGUCGCAGCUGCAGCAGCAGCUUCAGCAGCAGCUGCAGCAGCAGCUCCAGCAGCAGCUGCAGCAGCAGCUCCAGCAACAGCUCCAACAACAGCUCCUCUUGCAGCAGAACACGCAGCAGCAAGCGCAGCAGGCACAGCAGCAGCAACAGCAACUCCGGCAGCAGCACUUACAGCAGCUCUUACAAGAGCGAAUGGACAGUCUCCAGAGACAGCUUGGUGGAGCUGCUAGACAGCAGCAGCAGCAACAACAGCAGCCGCAGCAGUGCCCGCAGCAGCAGCAAGAGACUGAGCAGCCCUUGACGAUGCUUAGGACGGCGAUGCUGCAGCAACAGCAGGCUCAGCAGCAGCAAAUUUUGCAACGGGCGCAGCAGCAGCACGGAUAUCAGCAGCAGCAGCAUGUGCUGCAGCAGAUACGGACACAACAGCAGCAACAGCAACAGCAACAGCAAGGACAACAGCAGCAGCAGCAGCAAGUGGUCGCCCGGGCUUCGCCGCAGCAGCAGAAUAAAGGUGAUGGGCAUUUGGCAGCAGCUUCAGCACAUUCUGCUGCAGGAGGCCCCCAGCUGGUGCUACGGCAGGAGCAGCAUCUCCAGCUGCAGCAGCAGCAGAUCCAGCUGCAGCAGCAGCAAAUGCGACUGCAGCUGCAGCUAGAGAAGUUGCGAGGGACUCCAUCAACAGCUUCAUCUGGCAGCAACACUGCAGCCUCCCGCGUUGCUGUUGCCCAUUCUGCUGCAUCAGCGGACGCAGCUGGUGCAGCAGAUACUGCAGCUGCAGCAGCUCCUGCUGCAUCACAUUCAUUUGAUAUUUAUCGCCCUCCUCCUCCAGCAGCUGGUGCUUCAGUCCCUCUUGCUGCAGCAGCAACGCCUCAAGCAGCAGCAUCUGCUGCUGCUGGAGAGACCGCAGCAGGCCAAGGGGCAGGAGCCGCAGCAGCAGGAGCCGCGACAGCAGCAGCAGCAGCAGCAGCACCAGCUGCAGCACCUGCUGCUGCUGCUGAUGCCUCGCCAGACUUGUCAGGAACGCCUUUAGAUGCGGCAGAGCCCUCCGACGCCGUAGAUGAGCAGAAGCAGCAGCAGCAGCUGCAGGCAGACCCUUGCCAUUGUCAGCAGCCUCCCUCUCAGCAGCAGCAGUACAACCAGCUGCAGCAAGGGGACUCGCUAACGCAGCCGCCGCUGCGUCCUACCUCUGCCCAUGCAUUUCAGCAGCAACAGCCCGAGCAACAACAACAGCAGCAGCAGCAGCAGCAGAUCCCCUCGGUUUCUCCAAUGCUUGGAGAUGGCAAUGCCGCAUCAGCAGCAGCAGCAGCUGCUGCUGCUGCGGCAAGCAACAAUACCCCAUACAGUGCCGACCCUGCUGUGCUGAAGCAGCAGCUGCUGCAGCGUCAAUCCGCUCUUAUCUUAAGAAAUGAGCAGCUUAUUCAGGCGUUGCAGGGGCAGGCGGGGCUUCGCAUGUUUGGUGCUGCUCCUGGUGCUGCUGCUGCCUCUGCUGCUGCUGCGCCAGGGCCUAGGACGGUAGCGGUGGCGCAGCAGCAGCAGCAGCAGCGCCUGCUGCAGCUGCAGCAGGAUUCCGUGUCUGCAGCCACAAGACAGCUGGCGGCGCCGGCUGCUGCUCUUGCAUUUGAUGCCUUUGAGUCCAAGGCGUCCGACGCCUCGCUGCAGCAGCGGCAGCAGCAGCGGCAGCAGCAACGGCAGCAGCAGCAGCAGCAGCAGCAAGUAAAGCACCACCAGCUUCCGUCACCAUCCUUGCAGCGCCAUUGGCUGCAGCGGCCGGUUCUGCAGCAGCAUCUGCUACAGGAGCCGGAGCAGUCCUUAUCUGGAGCCGCACCCUUGCUGCAGCAGCAGCUGCUGCAGCAACAACUGCUGCAACAAGUGUCGCUGCAGCCGCGUGCAGCCACUCCUGGAGGAGGCAGCAGUGUGGGGCUGACCUCUUUGCAGCAGCAGCAGCUUCGACUAGGGCCUUGGGGCGUUGCUGCAGACCCCAUGGCCUCCUCUCAGGGAGCGUCAGCAGCAAUGCUGUUGCAUGCGCAGCAGCAGCAGAAGCAGCAGCAGCCAGUGGUGGUAAGGGUGGAGAGCUGCUCCUGGUAUCGGUGCGGGAGGCUCUCGCUGCUUUGCGGGGACUGCAGCAGCACCAACGUGAAGUCUCCGUUGGCCUUACGUGCUGCGCUGCAGCCGCUGCAGCAGGGGCUGCUGCUGCUGCCUUCUGGAGGGGGCGCUCGCCAGCAGCCGGUGCAGCAGCAGCUGCGCGAUGGCUCAGGAGCAGCACCAGAUGCAGCAGCAGGAGCAACGGCCGAAGCAACAACGGGUGCAGCAGCAGCAGCAGCAGCACCGACAACAGCAGCAGUAAACAACUUCAGCAGCUGCCGAGGUGUAGUGACAGUCUGCGCCCUCUGCGGGUCGCUGACGAAGCGUCUGCCUACUGCAGCAGCGAGAACAGCAGGAAUGGGACCCCGCAGCAGCAGCAGCAGCAGCAACAACAACAACAACAAGAAACGGCCUCCUGUGUUUGUGCUGGAUGGGCUCGAGGGGCUGUGCGCCACAUGCGCGGCACUUGCGGAUGACUCGGCAGCAGCAGGCCCUGGAGCAGCAGCAGCAGCAGCAGCAGGUGCUGACCCCACUGCUGGGACUGCUGCGGCUUCUCUGCAGCAGCAGCAGCAUGGCGGCCUGCAGCAGCUGCUGUCUCGUGCUCGUACUGCAGCAGCAGUGUAUUCGCAGCUGCAAGCGCUGCUGGAGCAGACUCUGCUGCCUAUGAUCGACUCUACAGGCAGCAGAUUGGCGGGGCUUCCCAGAAACUCUGCGGGAGCAGCAGCAGCAGCAGCAGCAAACCGGCGACAACUGGAGCAGGCAGAACUGCGGCGAGCUGUGAAUGACCUUACGGGUUAUUUGCUGCGUGCUGUGCAGUGGGAGGAACUGGGCGCGGAGCAGCAGCAGAAGCAGCAGCUGCAGCAAAAGCAGCAGCAGCAGCAGAAGCAGCAGAAGCAGCAGCAGCAGCAGGACGACGAGUUCCGCAAACUUUGCUUGGAUUUGUUCUCCCUGCUGCAUUCCUCUGUCCGCCUGCCUGCUGAGUUGUGGGGUUUUGUCUCCUCGGCGUUGCUGCACUGGCGGCACUUUACGAAGAGAGAGGAGCAGCAGCGCGACCCACAGGUGCUGGUGGCGCUGGCGCGAGCCUGCGAGAAACUAGCAGCAGAACGAGAAGCUGGUGCUGCGCCUGCCGCUGCUGCCACUCCUGUUGCUGCUGCUGUUCCUGCUGCUGCUCCUGCUGCUGCACCCCUGCAGGGCGGCCUGCCUUGUGCUGCAGAGUGGCGAGAGCUGCGCCUCGUCCGGCGCCAGCUCUUCGUCAGGUUGCACCGCGCCGUCUGCAGCAUGGAACGGAGCAGCAGCAGCAACAACAGCAACAGCAGCAGCAGCAGCAGUUGUAACGGCCAAGGCUCCGAUUCGGCGAUUCCUUCGCUGCUUGUGCGUCUUCUUGCUCUGCGGCUUCGCAGUGGAGAUCCAAGGGUUUGCUGCUGCAGCGAGUGCAGCAGCAAAAGCCCGUUUGGUGCUGCUUCUGGCUGUGCUGGUGCAGCAGCAGACAGGCGCUGCUGCAUGCUGUGCGGAGAGACAGGAGACCGAGUCGUGUGUGGGGCCCUGCUGCCGCUGCUAGACGGGUGGGUUCAUGCAGGGUGCUGCUCUUGGGGUGUACAUGCAUGCGCUGGGCUCCCGCUUCUGUCUCCGGAGCUGCUGCAACUCGCCGAUCCGUUUGCGGCUCUGGGGGGACAGCAGCAGCAGCAGCAGCAGCACACCCAAGAAGCCUACCGAGCUUUCCCGUUGAUGCGCAACCUGGAGGGUGCAGCCACGGCAUCAGCAGCAGCAGCAGCAGCCCCUGAUCGCAACGCAGUCACCAGCAGCAGCAGCAGCAGCAACAGCAGCAGCAGGUUCAAGGGGCGUGUGCGCUCCUUCGCUGCUUUGCCAGAGCAGCUGCCACCACUCGAGUGUUCUGCAGAUGCGCUGCUUGAUGCUGCUGCUGCAGCCCGCUGCAGCCGAUGCGCUGCAUGCGGACGCAGUGGAGCCUUCGUGUUGUGCAGCGGCUCGCACCAGACAGCAGCAGCAGGGAAGCCUUGCCGCACCCGCUACCACCUGACGUGUUUACUGCUAGCGGCAGCAGGUCAGACGCCUCUGCAGCAACAGCAGCAGCAGCGACAGCUAGUCACUGCUCGGCCCCGAGUCUUCGUAACUCUGCGUCGCUUUUGGUGUCAGGACUGCUGCGACAAGGGCCGUGAUGCUGCUGCUGCUGCUGCUGCUGCCGGGCUGGGUGUCCCUGACGAUCUAGGAACGCCUUCUUGUGCCCCUGUAGCUGUAGCAGCAGCAACAACACUAGAGGAAGCAGCAGCAGAGGAUCCACUGUUUGUAUUUUUGGAAGGGGUUGGGGGCGGUGCUGCCGCAGUUUUGCUGCGGUUGCUGCUGCAGAGCGUGCGUAUAAAGCCGCUAGCAUAUGGCGCAGCAGCAGCUGCAGCUGCUGUUGCAGCAGCAGCAGCUGACGUUGACGUGCACCCUUUGGGCGCCGCGUUGAAACAACUUCCAGCAGCGGCUGCAGCAGAAGAGGAAGCAGCAGGCCACAGUUCUGGGGCUGCUGCUGCAGCUGAGACGGUGGCGCUGCUGCAGCAGCUUAUCACUGAUGUGCAUGCAGCCCUUUGUGAUGGUUGGUCUCUUCUGUCUCCUGAGUUGUCUCCAUUCGUUGGAGGUCGCUGCUCAGCUGCUUCAGUGCUUUCCUGCAGGCCUGCAGCUGCAGCAGCAGACCCCCUGCUGCAGCAGCAGCUGGAGCAGCAGGUGCUGGCGCCAACUCCGUCUGCGCUGCUGCGGUAUGGGGGCCUCACGUUGUUAUCUUUGGGGCUGCCGCUGCUGUUCGAUGGCAGCAGCAGCAGCUUUUUCCCUAUUGGAUAUUGUGCGGCUCGCCGUUUCUGGCGUGCAGAGGCACCGAGGCAUCUGCACCACCCGUCCUGCAGCAGCAGCAGCAGCAGCAGCAACAACAGCAGCCGCAGCGGCGGCACCCGCACGCUUCAGAGGGCGACCUACCUGUGCAGCAUUACUGCACAUAAGAGACGCCCAUACUUUGUUUUAGACUGCCUUGCUACGCCUGCUGUUGGAGAAACAGCAGCAGCACAAAUGGCAACCGCAGCAGCAGCAGCAAAUACAGCAGCAGCAGCAAAUGCUUGCGCUGCUUGCCGGUGGGGCUGGCGCGUUGCAGAGGGAUUCGAUUUGCAGGCAGUUGUACAGACGCUAAUGCAGUUGCUGCAGCAGCAGCAACAAACGCAGCAGCAGCAAGAACAGGUCUCCGACUCUUCGGCGGCACGUGCCGAUCCAGGAGCGGACAGCAGCAGCAUCAGCAGCAGCACAACCACAGGAGGAUCUGCUGCAGCCUCUUCGGCAUCUGCUGCUGUUACUGACACGCUCACUAAGACCGAUCCGCCCCCUGUUCCGCGCUCGGCGCAACAGGAACAGCCGCAGCAGCAGCAGCAGCAGCAACAGCAGCAGCAGCAGCAGCAGCAGGACAUGUGCGAAGAUGGGGCCGAGCAGCAGCCUUCAAAGCCAAUUGAUUUUUCUGGAAUUCAAGCAGAGGUGUUCUUUGGGUUGAAGUGUCGCUACGUGCAGCAGCGGCUGCACGAAGUAAUCGUGCAGCUGCUGGCUAGUCGAGCCUUACAGCAGCUGCAGCAGCGAGCAGCAGCAAGACAGCGCAAGAGGUGCUGCAGCAGUACCGCCUGGGCAGAUGGCAGUGCAAUAGCAGCAAAGAGGGGGGAGGCUUUCUGCGUGCCGCGGGACCUUCAGUCGUCAGCAGUUAUAAAUGCUGCUGAGGGUGAAGAGCUGUUUACUCGUGUGCAUGCAAGGGCUAAGGCGGACGCAGCAGAUGCUGCAGCAGCGCUUGCAGCGGUAGGGUCGGGCUCUUCUCGCCAUUCUUCUGGCCGUCUGCGUGCACAAGGGAAGAGGGGAUUCGAAGCGCUGUCUCCUGCUGCUUUGUACAGGCUUCUGCAGACUGGGGACCAAGAGGAGCGUCUGGCUGUGAUGCCUUCAAAAAUUCACGGCCUUGGGCUCUUCACUCUGACGCCUCUUUCUCCUGGGCAGCCGGUGGUGGAGUACGUGGGGUCGGUGGUUCGGAAUGUCUUGAGCGACAAGUUGGAGGCGCUGUACGAACUGCAGAGAAACGAAGAUGGGUCUUGUUAUAUGUUUCGCUUAGAUGAUAACUUCGUUGUAGAUGCCACUAGAAAAGGCAGCGUCUCGAGGUUCAUUAACCACUCCUGUGCUCCCAACUGCACGUGCCGCGUCGUUGUAUGCGAACUGGGCCAGAAGCACAUCCUCAUUAUUGCAAAAGAAGAGGUCCCUGCAGGAGCAGAAAUAACGUAUGAUUAUCAAUUUGGCAUUGAGGCAGAAGGAGACAAACUCGUCUGUCUCUGUGGGGCCCCCGGCUGUCUAGGCAGAAUGAACUGA